Molecule: messenger RNA, 771 nt
Organism: Prunus dulcis (almond)
Lineage: Eukaryota; Viridiplantae; Streptophyta; Magnoliopsida; Rosales; Rosaceae
Product: pre-mRNA-splicing factor cwf25
Biological process (GO): mRNA splicing, via spliceosome
Cellular component (GO): U2-type spliceosomal complex
Source: RefSeq, a predicted model, not a curated record
AUGGCGUUGAAAUUUCUGAACAAGAAGGGAUGGCACACAGGGAGCCUUCUGAACAUAGAGAACGUGUGGAAGGCAGAGCAAAAGCACGAGGCCGAGCAGAAGAAGUUGGACGAGCUCCGCAAACAGAUCGUUGAAGAGCGCAAGAGUGGAGCCCUGUUGGUUCCGAUAGUUUCAAAACCUUUGAAGCCUUACUCCUCUGCCGCCUCCAAGCAGCAGGCAUCAGCAUCUGUGUCGGGAGCUAUGUUCGAAGAAAAGCCUCAAUCUGCCAAUGAUGCUUGGAGGAAGCUCCACUUGGAUCCUUUGCUUAUGAUUCGGCAGCGUGAGCAGGAAAUCUAUAAGUCUUCUCUAUUUCUUUUUAACUUGAAUUCAGAAAAUGACACUGCCGAAGUGGAAAGGAGGAAGAGUGGUCAUCGUAAGAUAUCAAAGUAUGUUAAGCAUUCAGAUUCGGAAGAUGAAUCACGUAAAAGCGCACGUCGACGUGAGAAUAAUUUCAAGCAUUCAGAUUCAGAAGAUGAAUCACGUAUCAGCGCACAUCGAAGUGGGAAGAACCCUGUUAAGCGUUCAGAUUCCGAAGAUGAAUUCCGUUACAGAACACGGAGAAGUGAGAAGAACCAUGUUAAACAUUCAGAUUCAGAAGAUGAAUCACGUAUCAGAGCACAUCGAAGUGGGAAGAACCCUGUUAAGCAUUCAGAUUCCGAAGAUGAAUUCCGUUACAGAACACGGAGAAGUGAGAAGAAUCAUGUUAAACAUUCAGAUUCCAAAGAUGAAUGA